This is a messenger RNA of Brassica oleracea var. oleracea, 1458 nucleotides long. Its product is annotated as interferon-related developmental regulator 1-like. NCBI's taxonomy places the organism in Eukaryota, Viridiplantae, Streptophyta, Magnoliopsida, Brassicales, Brassicaceae. Bases 160 to 1458 code for a protein of 432 amino acids. The record is from RefSeq and is a predicted model, not a curated record. The transcript has 11 exons.
UCUUUCUCCUAGAUUUGUUUUGUUAUUUAAGAAAACUAAACUUGUGAGGAGAGACACUUGCUUUUAGAUAAUCAAUAACAACUUGAGAAGAGAAAAACCCUGAAGCUCUGUAACUUCUUCCACUCCGUUAGUUGAUUUGGAUUUUGAUUAUAAGAAACCAUGUCUAAGAAAGCUCAGCCUAAGAACGCCCCGAUGGAUUUGUUUGAUAGUGAUGAUGAUACGUGUAGUUUAAGCUCCUUCUACACCAUGCGGUCUGAGAUACCUCGCAUGGAUGAAGUUCAUGUUCAGAAAGAUGUUAUGUUGGAUCAGUCCCUUGAUGCUCUCUAUGAGAAAAGGAGUUCUACGAGAGAGCAAGCUUUGGCUUCCAUUGUUGACGCAUUCAAAAGUGACUUGCAGCAUGAGUUUGUGGAAAAGAACUUUGCCACCUUGUUGGAUCGGUGUUUACACUGCAUCAAGAAAAGGUCCACUAAAGAGUCCUCACUAGCAUCACAUGUUAUUGGGUUGCUAGCUUUAACUGUUGGACUUGGGGAUCAAGCACAAGAGAUUCUAGAAGAAUCCGUCACUCCUCUUUCUCAAGCCCUUAAAUCUAGUCGUGAAGCCUUGAUAAUAACUUCGAUUCUCGAGUGUUUAGCAGUCAUAACCUUUGUUGGUGGAGCCAAUGCAGAGCAAACCGAGAGAUCUAUGCAAAUAAUAUGGCAAAUGAUUGACCCUAAACUGGUUUCUAAUGUUGUUGCAACCAAACCUUCACCUGCUGUAAUAACAACUGUUGUCUCUUCCUGGACGUUUCUGCUCACAACAGUUGAUAGAUGGACUCUAGGUCCCAAAAUUUUGCAAGAGACCGUGACUUAUCUCUCCACACUUUUGGAAAAGGAUGACCGAUCAGUACGUAUAGCUGCUGGUGAAGCUCUUGCUCUUAUGUUUGAGUUGGGAAUUCUAGAGAAGUUUGAUGCGGAAGCCAAAGGGUCUGAUAAUGGAUCAGUGAAAGAAGAAAGUGAGGCAUUGAUAAACAUGCAUAGAUUGAUAUCUAAAGUCACUGAUCAAGUUAGAGACCUCGCUGUAGAGGCAGGUGGUAAAGGUUGUGCUAAGAAAGAUCUCAACACGCAACGAAGUUUGUUCAAAGAUCUGGUUCAAUUUCUUGAGGGUGGAGUGGCACCUGAAACCUCUACAAGAGUUGGAGGAGCCUCUAUAGAGACGUCAACGUGGUGCCAGAUGAUACAGUUAAAUUUUUUGAAGCAUUUCCUUGGGGGUGGCUUUAUCAAGCAUAUGCAGGAGAAUGAGUUCCUACACGAUGUGUUUAGUUUCACUCCAAAGAAGAUUGGUGGACAUUCUACUAUGACUAAUGAAGAAAAGAGGUUGUUUCAGUCGCCAAACUCAGCUGUCAGCAAAGCAAGGACGAAACUCAUGAACAAGGAGAGGAUGAUAUCUCUAACAAGGAAGUUUUAUUCAAUUAGUAGUUGA